GACUAAUUAUCGCGCCGAGGGGUUUGGACGACUCGACGACAUCGAUACGACGACAUAAACGAUCUUCUCGACGACAAUCGCUCUGCCACUCGUUAUCGCAAUAUUCGAUUCACCGUUCCCCGCACUCUCACUCACUUUUGGAUCUACGUAAUUCCUGCAACAACAACCGUGCAGUGAUCUCUACUCGCCCAUCAUGUCUGGCUUCGGCGACUUCACCUCGAUCUGUGAGACGGCACCUCUGCCACUAUGCGCUUCCGUUGGACCUACACUCCAAGCCACCGGCCGUACCGGUAUUGAGCCAGAAUGCUAUGCACGCAAUAUCGAACUUGCCAACACCAUCAUUUUCGAAGGCGCUGCGUCGGUGAUGCACAUUGUUGCGCUCAUUAUGACCGUCAUCAUGAUUCUCCACGUCCGUAGCAAGUUCACCGCUGUUGGUCGCAAAGAGAUUCUCAGCUUCUUCUACCUCUAUAUGCUUCUCACUGCUAUGUCUCUCAUUAUCGACGCUGGUGUUGCUCCUCCGGGAAGCGACCCGUAUCCGUACUUUGUCAGUGUGCAGAAUGGACUUAGCAGUGCAGUUAUCACAUGUCUUUUGAUCAAUGGCUUUGUUGGAUUCCAAUUGUAUGAAGAUGGAACACCUCUGUCAGUAUGGAUGAUGCGCAUCAGUUCUCUGGCUGCUUUCGCCAUCAGCUUCCUCGUUUCUCUCGCAACUUUCAAGAGCUGGGCUGGACUUGGACCUACCAACACCGUUGGACUGUUCGUUGUUCUCUAUCUCUUGAAUGCCGUCCAGCUUUUCGUGUACGUGGCCAUGCAAAUUCUGCUUGUGACUAGGACACUGCAGGACCGAUGGCCUCUCGGCGAUAUUGCGUUUGGUAUCUUCUUUUUUGUGGCUGGCCAGGUCCUUCUCUACGCUUUCAGCUCGAAGAUUUGUAUCGCUAUCAGCCAUUAUCUUGACGGCCUGUUCCUCGCGACAGUUUGCAAUUUGCUGGGCGUUAUGAUGGUUUACAAGUACUGGGAUUCGAUCACCAAGGAAGAUCUUGAGUUUUCAGUUGGCACAAGGAUGAACAACUGGGAGGUCAAGGAGCUGCUGCCAGAGGAAGACCGAAGGGCGACUGUCUUUUCGGAGGAUCCCUAUGCUCAAUCCAGCUCCUAUGAUCUGCCUUACUCGCCAGGCGUGGCACGAUACUCGGCCAAGUACUAAACGCUCUGACCACCAGAACAACUUUGACGCCAUUAACGAGACUUCAUUUUCUUCUGUUUUGAUUCAGCGCGUGGCGCG
Fusarium oxysporum Fo47 is the source of this 1276-nucleotide messenger RNA. RefSeq names its product chitin synthase chaperone-like protein Chs7. The transcript has 2 exons. NCBI's taxonomy places the organism in Eukaryota, Fungi, Ascomycota, Sordariomycetes, Hypocreales, Nectriaceae. The coding region runs from base 194 to 1198 and encodes 334 amino acids. Gene Ontology annotation, biological process: protein folding. The record is from RefSeq and is a predicted model, not a curated record. Gene Ontology annotation, cellular component: endoplasmic reticulum membrane.